AUGCAAAGCGCCAGGGAAGCGCCACGCUACGGUUUGGCUUCGAAGGAGGAAGGAAGGCGUUUUUGGUUUAACUGGGAGCGUUUUGGAUCUCCGUCAAUGUUUAACAAUACCCAUCUACCUAAACUACCUAGUCUAAGUGCGUUAUACAGCCAGAGAGUACCGAAUACUCUCUUACAGAGGCUUUCUUUCUCAGGCCAAGCACUCCCUUUCCGUCCUCCCCAAGUUUCCAAGCUCCAGAAAACAUGGAAAGCGCAAGUGACCGACGCCAUAAAUGCUACAGCGGCAGCCGAGAAGAAGCGGUUGGCUGCUGAGACAGUUUCUUUCUGA
Molecule: messenger RNA, 327 nt
Organism: Cadophora gregata
Lineage: Eukaryota; Fungi; Ascomycota; Leotiomycetes; Helotiales; Ploettnerulaceae
Exons: 1
Coding region: 1-327 (108 amino acids)
Source: RefSeq, a predicted model, not a curated record